Pestalotiopsis fici W106-1 is the source of this 288-nucleotide messenger RNA. RefSeq lists its product as uncharacterized. Bases 1 to 288 code for a protein of 95 amino acids. The transcript has a single exon. NCBI's taxonomy places the organism in Eukaryota, Fungi, Ascomycota, Sordariomycetes, Amphisphaeriales, Sporocadaceae. The record is from RefSeq and is a predicted model, not a curated record.
AUGUGCUACACAAUACACUACGUCUCGCGCAACUGCGGCCAUCACUGGCUCGAGAUCUCGCAGCCCUGCUGGCCCGGCCAGGGUUUCAACAGCUGCGAUACCUUUGGCGAUGGCAUUGCGCGCAGCCCUAGCCCUCUGGCCAAGACGCAGACAGCCUGUCCGGCCUGCUCGGGCGCCGGAUGCUAUGACAAGCACCGGUUCCGCAUGAUCAUGCAUGUCAAGAACAAGUACAAGGUGGGCGAAGGGCCUUGUAAGCAUGAGCCUGGCUGCGAGUGUGUCAUACUGUAA